Messenger RNA from Kwoniella botswanensis, 1128 nucleotides. RefSeq lists its product as uncharacterized. The transcript has 2 exons. The record is from RefSeq and is a predicted model, not a curated record. Bases 1 to 1128 code for a protein of 375 amino acids. NCBI's taxonomy places the organism in Eukaryota, Fungi, Basidiomycota, Tremellomycetes, Tremellales, Cryptococcaceae.
AUGAGCAUCUUCCCAACGAAUCUGCCGGAUGACCAGCCCGAACGACUCUACACUGAAACGGACGCUGUAAUCAGUACACUAGACGGGCUGAAUUGGACGAUACAACCUGAUUUCAGAAGCGUAGAAGAUCAACAAAAGCCCUUGUCUUUCUAUCAUCGUCGUCUCCCAGCCUCAGUCAACGAAUCAGAAGGAGAUCUGAUUCAGGAAGGUCCAGGUACGCGUUACGUACCCAUCGAUCGUUGGGAGCUGGAUCCCAAAAGUCCCGGACUCUCCCAACUAAGCGAUUGCGACUCUGAAAGCAUCGUCGUUCAGAAUGGUCGGGCAAGAUGGAACUGGUUUCCGAUGAAGAAAGACGAUCCAAGCGUUCCCGAUGCUUCGAUCCCACAUCGUAAAGAUGGGAUGUCUUACGCUGAGCUUAAUCCUACGGAUCUCGAGAAGUUGAUCACUCGCUACGCUGCUGAUCUACCAGAACUGGCCUGUCACUCUGCAGCUACCGGAGCACUGCAUGACCCUCAUUUACUUCAACAAAUCGAUGACGACGUGACAACCUAUCUCACGAGCUGUGUUGUUGGAAUGCCUCGAAGAACAUCUUUGGGACAUACACAAAUCUCUUCUGAAGUACCCCAUACAGUUCAUCGAGAGGUUGAUGGAAUUACAAGGGCGGUCCAUGAUUUUCGUUCUGCGAUCAGCAAUAGUGUCGAGCCCGCUUUCCAAACUGUGGCGGUGCCCAUCGGGAUCAAAGAGUUCCCCGAACGAGGUCUGCUUGAAGUCUUCGAUUCGAGAAAACAAUACCUUGUGCGAGAUAUCUAUCUGCUGAACUCCCAUAGUGACGAACUGACAAAGUACGAUGGACCCACACGACACAGCAUCAUGGAAAGAAUUGAUGAUGCGAAUCGUAAUCAUGCUGUUUAUGUUCUGGAGAAGAUCAGCGAGAAAGGAGGAUUACCUCCGAAAGAAGAAUGGACCUUCCAGGAGUGGCAAGAGGAUGAGUUGAAGGCACGGAAUGAUGACGAGCUGCGGGUGGUCCCUUAUGAUGUUAAUGACAGGCAACAGACUGCAUUGACAAGCAAAGAAACUCAAGAUCUGAUAACGAAGUACUGGCUACAAGGCAAUGUGAGAUACAUCUGA